AUGUCUCACCACGGGACUGCGUUCUCUACUGAUCAAGAGGCGCGUCAGAAGGUCCUGGGCCGGCAUGUUGAGCAAUCCGGGAGGUUCUCGCCCGAGGCGACUGCGGAGGAGGUCGCCGCAGCGCUGGCAAGGGACAUCGCCGGCAAGACAGGUCAGUAUCACGCUUAUCAAAUGGUCCAAUCUGGAACGACUCUAACACAGCCUGCAAAUGCAGUCAUCAUAACGGGUGCAUCUCCCUCAGGCAUUGGGGCUGAAGCUGCCCGGGUGAUUUUCAAGCACAACCCCAAGCUUCUAGUAUUGGCCAGCCGCCGUAAGGAGACUAUCGAUGAAACAGUCGCUGCAAUAGCAGGCUCGACCGCCCCCAACAAUGUGAAAGGGAUAGAGAUGGACCUUGCGGACCUUGAUUCCGUGCGGGAGGCGGCUGCCGAGAUCCUCAAAACAACCGCAGUGGUGGACGUGUUGAUCAACAAUGCUGGGAUAAUGAUGCUUCCCAAGUUCACGACGACGAAACAAGGAGUCGAGAUGCACUUUGGUGUUAAUCAUCUAGGUCACUUUCUCUUCACGAACCUCCUUGUGCCGGCUCUGCUCAGGUCUCCCGCUGGAGCAAGCGUCGUGAAUGUCUCGAGCGCCGGACAUCAAGCCAGUCCUGUUCACCUAGAAGAUGUCAACUUCGAUAAUGGAAAGUCUUACGAUCCCUUCGUAGCCUAUGGGCAAUCCAAGACCGCAAACAUCCUGUUCUCGGUCUCUCUGACCGACAGACUAAAGACUAAGGGCCUCCGGAGCUUUUCGCUAGAUCCAGGAGCUGUCCCGGGUACUGCACUGAGUCGAGAGAUUCCGUUCGAGAAAAGGGUCGCGAUGGGGUGGUGGAAGCCCGAUGGAUCGCUCGCCGACAACAUUCCAUGGACUUCGGUGGCAGCGGGGGCCUCGACCUAUGUCGUGACCGGGUUUGAUAGGACUAUUGAUGACAAAAGCGGAAAGUGCUUCGCGAAGAACAAUGUUGACCCUACCACUGCAUCGCACGCGCUCGAUUCUAACACUGCUGAUAAGCUCUGGGCCUUGAGCGAGAAGCUGGUAGGACAGGAGUUCCGCUACGAUUAA
Messenger RNA from Trematosphaeria pertusa, 1098 nucleotides. RefSeq names its product NAD(P)-binding protein. The transcript has 7 exons. NCBI's taxonomy places the organism in Eukaryota, Fungi, Ascomycota, Dothideomycetes, Pleosporales, Trematosphaeriaceae. The record is from RefSeq and is a predicted model, not a curated record. The coding region runs from base 1 to 1098 and encodes 365 amino acids.